CGGUUUCAGCGGCACUUCCGGCGGAAGGGACGUGGCAGUGACGUCAGCGCGGCCGGAGAGUCCCGGUGGCGGAGUCCGGCCCGGCCCGGCCCGAGCCGCAGGCGAUGAGCCCCGAUGCAGACGCGCCGCCGGCUCGGCCUUAGGCAGCGGGAACCGGGCGUGUACCUGGGGCCCCCCCAGACUCAGGCCGUGCCCCCCCCGGAACCCCCGCCCGCUGACGUCAUGUCGUGUCGCGACAGGACCCAGGAGUUUCUCUUCGCCUGCAAAUCGCUGCAGGGCCGGCAGGAUGGGGGGCUCCAGCCCGGCAGAGCCGCCCCCGGCCCCGGGCGGCAGCGCAGCGAGUUCAGCCUCAUGGCCAAGCGCAUCGGGAAGGACCUGAGCAACACCUUUGCCAAGCUGGAAAAGCUGACCAUCCUGGCCAAGCGCAAAUCCCUGUUUGACGACAAAUCCGUGGAGAUCGAGGAGCUCACCUACAUCAUCAAACAGGACAUCAGCAGCCUCAACAAGCAGAUUGCCCAACUGCAGGAGCUGGUGCGGGCGCGGGGGGGCCCGGCCGGGCGCCACCUCCAGAGCCACUCCAACAGCGUGGUGGUGUCCCUGCAGUCCAAACUGGCCUCGAUGUCCAACGACUUCAAAUCGGUGCUGGAGGUGCGGACAGAGAACCUGAAGCAGCAGCGGAGCCGUCGGGAGCAAUUCUCCCGAGCCCCCGUGUCUGCCCUGGCUGCCAACAACCUGGGCUCCCCGGCCGUGCUCCAGGACGAGCCCCCGCGCUCCGGGGCCGUGGCCAUCGACAUGGACAGCAGGACGAGCCAGCAGCUGCAGCUGCUGGAUGAGCAGGACUCCUACAUCCAGAGCCGGGCUGACACCAUGCAGAACAUCGAGUCCACCAUCGUGGAGCUGGGCUCCAUCUUCCAGCAGCUGGCUCACAUGGUCAAGGAGCAGGAGGAGACCAUCCAGAGGAUCGACUCCAGCGUGGAGGACGCUCAGCUCAACGUGGAGGCGGCGCACGGGGAGAUCCUCAAAUAUUUCCAGUCCGUCACCUCCAACCGCUGGCUCAUGGUCAAGAUCUUCCUCAUCCUCAUCGUCUUCUUCAUCGUCUUCGUCGUCUUCCUGGCCUGAGGCUGCUCCUGCCCCUCCCUCAGCUCGGACUCAGCCCUGUGGGCUCGGACACGGACACGGGGGGGGUCCCCAAAACCCCCCAGGACCCCCCCAGGACCCUCCUCUCCUUUUUCCCCUUCCUGGGGGUCUCUGGGACCUUUGCUGGGGGUUGGGAAUCCUGGGAAUGCUGUGGGACCCCUCCCCAUGGACCAUGGGACCCCCCAGAAAUGGGGUUGGGGACCCCCAGGAUGGCUGGGACCCCCAAAAAGGGGUUGGGGGGACCCCAGUGGUGACCCCGGGGAAUCUGGGGGGAUCCUCGACCCCCCCCUGGGGAUGGAGACCCCAAGGAAAGCUGUGAGACCCCCAGGGUGGGGGGUCUGUGAACCCCAUGAACCUUGGGAGGGUGCAGGACCCCCAGAAAGCCCCGGGCCCCCCAAAAACGGGGCUUGGGGGGGGUGGAGCUCGUUAAAAACGGUCUGGGGGGGCUGUGGGACCCCUCGGGGUUUCAGUGCCCAAUUAAAGCCUUGGGCCCCCAAAAGGGGGGCUGGGGACCCCAUUAAAGCCAUUGGGGUCCCUCUGGGGGGUGCAGCCCCCCAAAAGGGGCCUGAGGACCCCAAUAAAACAAGGGGGGGCUGCAGGACCCCCUUGGGAACAGGAGCACCCCCCUCCAUCAAAGCCUUGGGACCGCAGGGGGGGGUCUGGGAAUGCCCUGGACCCUGCAGGGAGCCUUUGGGGCGGCUGCAGCCCCCCCUGAACCCCUCGGGCCCCCCAAUAAACCCCUGGGCCCCCCCGAA
This is a messenger RNA of Catharus ustulatus (Swainson's thrush), 1892 nucleotides long. RefSeq names its product syntaxin 5 (gene STX5). The coding region runs from base 115 to 1119 and encodes 334 amino acids. The transcript has 11 exons. The record is from RefSeq and is a predicted model, not a curated record. Gene Ontology annotation, cellular component: SNARE complex; endomembrane system; Golgi membrane. Gene Ontology annotation, biological process: vesicle fusion; intracellular protein transport; endoplasmic reticulum to Golgi vesicle-mediated transport. NCBI's taxonomy places the organism in Eukaryota, Metazoa, Chordata, Aves, Passeriformes, Turdidae. Gene Ontology annotation, molecular function: SNARE binding; SNAP receptor activity.